CGCCUUGGCCACAGCUUCUCGCAGUGCGCCCGGCGGUCCUGCGGAUCUGUCUCUUGCUUCAACAGUGUUUGGACGGAACAGACCCAGGGACGCCCCUGCAACCAGCCAACGACCACCCUCCAACCUCUUUUCCAGUCGCAACUUUGGGAGCCAUCUUCUUGGCCGCCCGCUGCCUCCGGGACCAGCCCACAGCCAAUUUCGGGCUUACCUCCUGAUCUUCAAUCAAUCAUGAGCUCCCAGAUUCGUCAGAAUUAUUCCACCGAGGUGGAGGCCGCCGUCAACCGUCUGGUCAACAUGCAUCUGCGGGCCUCCUACACCUACCUCUCUCUGGGCUUCUAUUUCGACCGUGACGAUGUGGCUCUGGAAGGUGUGGGGCACUUCUUCCGCGAGUUGGCUGAGGAGAAGCGAGAGGGCGCCGAGCGUCUCUUGAAGAUGCAAAACCAGCGCGGCGGCCGCGCCCUCUUCCAGGACGUCCAGAAGCCGUCCCAAGAUGAGUGGGGGAAAACCCUGGACGCCAUGGAAGCUGCCCUGGUUCUGGAGAAGAGCCUGAACCAGGCCCUUCUGGAUCUGCACGCCCUGGGUUCUGCCCGCACAGACCCCCAUCUCUGUGACUUCCUGGAGAACCACUUCCUGGAUGAGGAGGUGAAACUCAUCAAGAAGAUGGGCGACCACCUGACGAACCUCCGCAGGCUGGCCGGCCCCCAGGCUGGGCUGGGCGAGUAUCUCUUCGAGAGGCUCACCCUCAAGCACGACUAGGAGCUCCGGAGACCUGCAGCAUCCUUUGAGGAGCCCUCGCUGACACCGUGCCUCAGCCUCUCCCUGCAGCCAGAGGCAGCUUUGUAACCACCCUGGAGCCCUCUCCCAAGCCCUGGACCAAAUGGAAACAAUAAAGCUUUUUGCAGCCGCUGGC
Molecule: messenger RNA, 910 nt
Organism: Lontra canadensis (Northern American river otter)
Lineage: Eukaryota; Metazoa; Chordata; Mammalia; Carnivora; Mustelidae
Gene: FTL
Product: ferritin light chain
Exons: 4
Coding region: 229-756 (175 amino acids)
Biological process (GO): iron ion transport; intracellular iron ion homeostasis
Cellular component (GO): cytoplasm
Molecular function (GO): ferric iron binding; ferrous iron binding
Source: RefSeq, a predicted model, not a curated record